Geodia barretti is the source of this 2202-nucleotide messenger RNA. NCBI's taxonomy places the organism in Eukaryota, Metazoa, Porifera, Demospongiae, Tetractinellida, Geodiidae. The record is from the annotation of a GenBank genome assembly.
CGGGGUCAGAGUUCCCUGAGCUACAUGUGGAGGGGGCAGGAAGAGGAAGAGAGGAGGGAGAAAGACUGAGCUACAUAGCUAUGGACGACUACACGAAAAGAGCGGUGGAGGUGUUCAGAGAGUGCGCCCGCAUCCCUCUCCUCUCCUCUGCCGCCGUGUUCAGCCAUAGAGACGAAGGAAAGUACGAGGUGCUCUCCAAAUGGAAUCAGCGGGAACUGGAGAGAGGGAAGAAGGUGGCGUUCACUCGCUCUUUCUUUCUGGAGAAAGACGGAGGAAGAAUCAAGAAGCUUGCCUCCUCCAUGUUUCAGUCGGACACUAGCAACCAGAUAAAGGUGAGCCACGCCCCCCCGUCUGGAAUGAGAGCAGUGCUGGUGAAGGAGAAGCCAGCUAAUGGCAAACCAGGAGAUGAGUCACAGCAGUACAUUGAGGUAUGGAGUGGUGAAGGUCUGGAGAAGACAGUGGCAGUGGCUGACCUGAAGAAACACGGGAAGAUCCAUGAAGACACUCACUUUGGGUCGUUCCAUCUCUCAGCCAACGGGCAGAAACUGCUCUUCAUCGCCGAGAGAGAAAAACCGAAACGUAGCUCAUUCUUCAAGAAGACUCCAGCAAAAUCUGAAGAUGAAAAGGCACCAGUUCAGGGUGCAGAGUAUGUUGCCGAGGACGACUGGGGCGAGCAGCUGACCUCAGUGGUUGACCCAGUCGUCGUGGUGAUGAGUGUGAGGAGUGAGGAGUGUGAGGUGGUGGAGAUCGGGGAUGACGUGUCUGGUGAGCGGGCAGGCGUGUGGGUCCCAGAGGAGGGAGGAGGGGGAGGAGAGGUGGUGUGUGUGGGGUGGGAGAACAGACCAAGGAAACUGGGGUUUGUCUACUGUCUCAACAGGCCAUCUGCCCUCUACCACAUGCACCUCGGCUCUGGGAAAUCCACUGCUCUGACUGGUAAAGAUGACUGUGUCUUCUCUCCAAGGUUCAGUCCCCACGGAGACAAGCUGGUGUAUUUCCAGACCCCGGGAAGUGGGCCACAUCGCUCAUGUGCUGCUCUGAAAAUGAUCAACUGGUCCAAUAAACAGAUAGUGACAGUAGUGGACGUUGUAAAGAGAUCAUCUACUGUGGGAGGGUUUCCUGGGUUCUAUUCCACGUGGCUUCCGGAACGGUGCUGGGACGACGCUGGAAAGACAAUCUUCUGCAGCGAAAACUGGGGCAGCCAGAUUAGAGUGGUGCAAGUUGAUGUGGGGAGUGGAGAAGUGAGGGGUGUUAGCAACAAGGAGGGGGCGUGGUCAGUCAUGUGUGUGUCACAUGACCUGAUAGUUGCUCAGCAUGCCAGUCUCUCUCAGACUCCACGACUGAUGGUGGGUGUGGUCUCGUCCGGCAUGUCACACGACGUCACGUGGACUGAAAUAUCUCCGCCCCAAGUCUCCAUGGUAACGGAAGGUGUGACAUGGAAAGUCCUGAGCUUCACUCCAGAUCCUGGCUCAGUACCGUAUGAAGCCAUACUUGUGAAGCCACGCCCCUCACCAACCAAGCCUCCUCUGGCCGUAUACCCUCACGGUGGUCCCCAUGGAGUGAUACCGGCUGACUUUCUCGUUUGGCCUGUUUGUCUGGCUUCUCUUGGAACUGCCGUCCUAUUGGUAAACUACCGUGGCUCCACAGGGUAUGGGCAGGACAGCAUAGACUGUCUACCGGGGAAGAUUGGUCGACAAGAUGUCGAUGAUGUGCAGGAUUUCUACAAAGCUGCCUCAGUGAGGAAUCCAGUGGUUGAUAUGGCAGGGAUGAGGGUCACAUCCGACAUCCCGGACUGGACGUACGUCGAGUGUGGAGUGACCUUUGACCCUGCCACGCCCCCCAAUCACGAGGAUGUUGCCAAACUGCUUCGUCACUCUCCCAUCGUCCACGCUCACAAGAUAAAGGCAGGAGUCCUUGUUUUGCUUGGGGCAGACGACAGAAGGUGCCCUCCCUCUCAGGGACAGUUUCUCUACCACACCCUCAAGGCAAUGGGCAAGGACACCAGACUACAUAUCUACCCAGGAGAGUGCCACCCCAUAUCGUCUGUACAUUGUGAUGCUGACUGCUUCGUCAAUACUGCUGUCUGGAUGCACAGCCACGGCUGCAGUGCAGCAUAAACUGUAUAUACCAUUGUGUAUUACAGCAUACCUUAUUUUUUAUGCGCAUGCGUACGAGACUCCGUCCGGCCUGGCGCGCGCGGCCGCC